AUGCGGGGCUCCGGGCCCCGCGGUGCGGGACGCCGACGGACCCAGGGCAGAGGUGGCGGCGACGACACCCGCCGUGUCCCUGCCUCUCUGGCAGGCUGCUAUUCUGCACCUCUUAAGGGCCCCCUCUGGACGUGUCUUCUCUUGUGUGCGGCGCUCCGGACCCUUCUGGCCAGCCCCAGCAACGAAGUGAAUUUAUUGGAUUCACGCACUGUCAUGGGGGACCUUGGAUGGAUUGCUUUUCCAAAAAAUGGGUGGGAAGAGAUUGGAGAAGUUGAUGAAAACUAUGCGCCUAUCCACACCUACCAAGUAUGCAGAGUCAUGGAACAGAAUCAGAAUAAUUGGCUGUUGACCAGUUGGAUCUCCAAUGAAGGUGCUUCCAGAAUCUUUAUUGAACUGAAAUUUACUCUAAGGGAUUGCAACAGCCUUCCUGGAGGACUAGGCACUUGUAAGGAGACAUUUAACAUGUAUUAUUUUGAGUCGGAUGAUGAGAAUGGGAGAAAUGUUAAAGAGAACCAAUACAUCAAGAUUGAUACCAUUGCUGCUGAUGAGAGCUUUACAGAACUUGAUCUUGGAGACCGUGUCAUGAAGCUGAACACAGAGGUCAGAGAUGUAGGGCCUCUGAGUAAAAAGGGAUUUUAUCUCGCUUUCCAAGACGUGGGUGCUUGCAUUGCUCUGGUUUCUGUGCGUGUAUACUAUAAAAAAUGUCCUUCGGUGGUGAGACACUUGGCUAUCUUCCCUGACACCAUCACUGGAGCUGAUUCUUCACAGUUGUUAGAGGUAUCAGGCUCCUGUGUCAACCAUUCUGUGACAGACGACCCUCCCAAAAUGCACUGCAGUGCUGAAGGGGAGUGGCUGGUUCCCAUCGGGAAAUGCAUGUGCAAGGCUGGAUAUGAAGAGAAAAAUGGCACCUGUCAAGUGUGCAGACCUGGGUUCUUCAAAGCUUCUCCUCACAGCCAGAGCUGCAGCAAAUGUCCACCUCACAGUUACACCCAUGAGGAAGCUUCCACCUCUUGUGUCUGUGAAAAGGAUUAUUUCAGGAGGGAAUCUGAUCCGCCCACAAUGGCAUGCACAAGACCCCCCUCAGCUCCUCGGAAUGCCAUCUCAAAUGUAAAUGAAACUAGUGUCUUUCUGGAGUGGAUUCCGCCUGCCGACACGGGUGGACGGAAAGAUGUGUCAUAUUAUAUUGCAUGCAAGAAGUGCAACUCCCAUGCAGGUGUGUGUGAGGAGUGUGGAGGUCAUGUCAGGUACCUGCCCCAGCAAAUCGGCCUGAAAAAUACCUCUGUCAUGAUGGUGGACCUACUUGCUCAUACAAACUAUACCUUUGAAAUUGAGGCAGUGAAUGGAGUUUCCGACUUGAGCCCAGAGACCCGGCAGUAUGUGUCGGUAAAUGUAACCACGAAUCAAGCAGCUCCCUCACCAGUCACUAAUGUGAAAAGGGGAAAGAUUGGAAAGAACAGUAUCUCUUUGUCUUGGCAAGAGCCAGAUCGCCCCAACGGAAUCAUCCUGGAGUAUGAAAUCAAGUACUUUGAAAAGGACCAGGAGACCAGCUACACAAUUAUCAAGUCUAAAGAGACCACCAUUACUGCCGAAGGCCUGAAGCCUGCGUCUGUGUAUGUCUUCCAAAUUCGAGCACGGACAGCAGCAGGCUACGGUGUCUUCAGUCGAAGAUUUGAGUUUGAAACCACACCAGUGUCAGUUGCAGCAUCCAGUGAUCAAAGCCAGAUUCCCAUCAUUGCAGUGUCGGUGACAGUGGGAGUCAUCUUGUUGGCAGUGAUGAUUGGCUUCCUCCUCAGUGGCAGUUGCUGCGAAUGUGGCUGUGGAAGGGCUUCUUCCCUGUGCGCUGUUGCCCAUCCAAGCCUAAUAUGGCGGUGUGGCUACAGCAAAGCAAAGCAGGAUCCAGAAGAGGAAAAGAUGCACUUUCAUAAUGGGCACAUUAAACUGCCAGGAGUAAGAACCUACAUAGAUCCACACACCUAUGAAGAUCCCAAUCAAGCUGUCCAUGAAUUUGCCAAGGAGAUCGAAGCUUCGUGCAUCACCAUUGAGAGAGUCAUUGGAGCAGGUGAAUUUGGUGAAGUUUGUAGUGGACGUUUGAAACUUCCAGGAAAAAGAGAAUUACCUGUGGCUAUCAAAACUCUUAAAGUAGGCUAUACUGAAAAGCAGCGUAGAGAUUUUCUGGGUGAAGCAAGUAUCAUGGGACAGUUUGAUCAUCCGAACAUCAUCCAUCUAGAAGGCGUUGUGACCAAAAGUAAACCUGUGAUGAUAGUGACAGAAUAUAUGGAGAAUGGCUCCUUGGACACAUUUUUAAAGAAAAACGAUGGGCAGUUCACUGUGAUUCAGCUUGUUGGCAUGCUGAGAGGCAUCACUGCAGGAAUGAAGUACCUUUCUGACAUGGGCUACGUGCAUAGAGACCUUGCUGCUAGAAACAUCUUAAUCAACAGUAACCUUGUGUGCAAAGUGUCUGACUUUGGGCUUUCUAGGGUACUGGAAGAUGAUCCUGAGGCAGCCUACACCACAAGGGGAGGCAAAAUUCCAAUCAGAUGGACUGCCCCAGAAGCAAUAGCUUUUCGAAAAUUCACCUCUGCUAGUGAUGUCUGGAGCUACGGAAUUGUAAUGUGGGAAGUUGUGUCUUAUGGAGAGAGACCCUACUGGGAGAUGACCAAUCAGGAUGUGAUCAAAGCUGUGGAAGAAGGCUACCGCUUGCCAAGCCCCAUGGACUGUCCUGCGGCUCUCUAUCAGUUAAUGCUGGAUUGCUGGCAAAAAGAUCGGAAUAGCAGGCCCAAGUUCGAUGAAAUAGUCAACAUGCUGGACAAGCUGAUACGAAACCCAAAUAGUCUGAAGACACUGGUUAAUGCAUCGAGCAGAGUAUCUACUUUGUUGGCUGAACAUGGUUCUCUGGGGUCCGGGGCCUACAGAUCAGUAGGUGAAUGGCUGGAAGCAAUCAAGAUGGGCCGGUACACAGAGAUUUUCAUGGAAAAUGGAUACAGUUCAAUGGACGCUGUGGCUCAGGUGACCUUGGAGGAUUUGAGGCGCCUGGGAGUGACUCUGGUCGGUCACCAGAAGAAGAUCAUGAGCAGCCUUCAAGAGAUGAAGGUGCAGCUGGGAAAUGGGAUGGUGCCAGUGUGA
Messenger RNA from Peromyscus eremicus (cactus mouse), 3123 nucleotides. It is a transcript of the gene Epha5, whose product is annotated as EPH receptor A5. Gene Ontology annotation, cellular component: plasma membrane; neuron projection. Gene Ontology annotation, biological process: cell surface receptor protein tyrosine kinase signaling pathway; protein phosphorylation; axon guidance. The transcript is spliced from 18 exons. NCBI's taxonomy places the organism in Eukaryota, Metazoa, Chordata, Mammalia, Rodentia, Cricetidae. The coding region runs from base 1 to 3123 and encodes 1040 amino acids. Gene Ontology annotation, molecular function: protein binding; ATP binding; transmembrane-ephrin receptor activity. The record is from RefSeq and is a predicted model, not a curated record.